This is a messenger RNA of Emiliania huxleyi CCMP1516, 456 nucleotides long. RefSeq lists its product as hypothetical. The transcript has 3 exons. Gene Ontology annotation, biological process: protein ubiquitination. The record is from RefSeq and is a predicted model, not a curated record. Gene Ontology annotation, molecular function: ubiquitin-protein transferase activity. NCBI's taxonomy places the organism in Eukaryota, Haptophyta, Isochrysidales, Noelaerhabdaceae. Bases 1 to 456 code for a protein of 151 amino acids.
AUGGCUAAAUAUUUACCGAGCCGUUUUAAAGGCCAGCACCCCAACUUUGCUGCACGCCGUCUGUUCGUCCUCGCCGUCCUCGCGACGCCCUCGCACGCCGCCUCUCGCCCCCGUACGCGGCGCGGGGGUGCACUCAUCGACACGCGCAACCGCGCCGACUUCCACAUCAAUGGAUCGUCGUCCUCUUUGGCUGCAGAGAGGCCGCCUUCGGUGGAGGAGGAGGAGCCGCCGGCCGACUUCAUCUGCCCGAUCACGACCGAGGUCAUGAGCGACCCGGUGAUGGCGGCGGACGGGCAUGCUUACGAGCGGUCGGCGAUCGAGCGCUGGCUCGCGACCAAGUCGACGAGCCCGAUGACGGGCGAGGAGCUCCAGCACACUUGCCUCGCCAAUCAUCACAUGCUCCGCCGAAUGAUUCGAGAGUGGGGAGAGACGCACUCGGCACGGAGUAGGGAGUAG